GCGUCGCCGUAUACUAGAAUCCUCGGCCGUGUGGACUAAAAACACCUGAAGAAAAGAAUCUUAUUUUGAAGAAGCAUGAAUUGCCACUUUUAUUAGGAUAUUAAAAGUAAUACAGUAUGGUAAAUUUCAGUCUUUCUGAUCGAGGUCAAAAAGCUGAAGGUCUCCUUGCAGAAAAUCCUUACGAUCUUGAAGCUUGGGGUGUUCUAAUUCGAGAAGCACAGAACUUCCCAGUUGAUCAAGCAAGAGAUAUGUAUGAAAAAUUGGUCACUCAAUUUCCAACAGCUGGAAAAUACUGGAAACUUUAUAUCGAUCAAGAGAUGAAAUACAAGAAUUUUGACAGAGUUGAAAAGUUAUUUCAAAGGUGUCUAAUUAAAAUUCUCAACAUGGAUUUGUGGAAAACAUACCUUUCUUAUGUAAAAGAAACAAAGCAAACUCUUACAAGUUUUAGAGAAAAAAUGAUCCAAGCUUAUGAGUUUGCCAUCGAAAAAAUUGGUCUUGAUUAUUCUUCGUAUCCGAUUUGGUGUGAAUAUAUCAACUUUUUAAAAGCAGGAGAAGCUCAAGGUUCGUAUGCGGAAAAUCAAAAGAUAUCUCAAAUUAGAAAAGUUUAUAGUAGAGCUGUUCAUACUCCAAUACAUAACAUUGAGUCAUUAUGGAAAGAGUAUAGUCAUUUUGAAAUGUCUGUUAACAAAAUGCUUGCUGAAAAACUUAUUCAUGAAAAAACUAGGGAAUAUCAAAAUGCUAGAAGAGCUGUUAAGGAUAUAGAGUUGGUGACCCAUGGUUUUAAUAGAUCUAUACCUGCAAUACCUCCAACAAAUACUCCUUUUGAAGUUGCCCAGAAAGAACUGUGGAGAAAAUACAUUGCAUGGGAAAAAUCAAACCCACUUAAAGCAGAUGACAGAAGCCUUGUUGUGAGGAGAGUGAUGUUUGCUUUUGAACAAUGCUUGUUAUGUUAUUCUUUUCAUCCUGAUCUUUGGUAUGAAGCUGCUUCUUAUCUGGAAAAUACUGGAAGAGAACUGAUUGAACGAGGAGAUAUGCAAGGUGGUCAAAAGUUAUCUGAAGAAGCUGUUGCCUUGUAUGAAAAAGCAACUUCUACAUUUUUAAAAAACAAUCUGUUGCUUCAUUUUGCAUAUGCUGAUUUUGAAGAGAGUAGGAAGCGAUUUUCGAAAGUUAAAGCUAUAUAUGCCAAACUUCUUUCUGAAGAUAUUGAUCCAACAUUAGUGUAUUGUCAAAAUAUGAAAUUUAGUAGACGUGCUGAAGGAAUAAGUGAAAGUCGAGCAGUUUUUAAAAAAGCUAGAGAAGACCCGCGAUCUAAACAUCAUGUUUUCAUUUGUGCUUCUCUAAUAGAACAUUAUUGUAACAAGGAUCCAAAAGUUGCAUCUAAUAUUUUUGAACUUGGUUUAAAGAAAUAUGCAGACAAUGAAGAUUAUCUAAAGGCAUAUAUUGACUAUAAAAUUGCACAAAAUGAUGAUAAUAAUACACGUGUUGUAUUUGAAAGGUUACUGAGUCUUGUUCCGACUGAAUUACGAAGGUUUAUAUUGGGUCAUUAUAUGGAGUUUGAAGCUCAGUAUGGUGAUUUGGGGAGUAUUUUUAAAAUCGACAAAAGAAUGUGUGUGCCUCGCCAGGAUGGUGUUGAUGAAAGAGAUACUACAAUGUUAAUAGAACGUUACAAGUAUUUAGAUUUACUACCAUGUUCAUUAAGUGAGUUGAGAAGUAUGGGAUAUACAGCAAGGGUGACCAAGGUUAAAAACUUGGAUAAUUUGACCCCUGCUCCUAUUGCUGAUACUAGUAUUCAAGUUGUAAAAAAAGAGUUACCAAAACCAGAUGUCAACCAAAUGAAGCCUUUUAAACCAACUGCUGCUGUUAAUAAUCGAGUCAUUGGAAAUAUUGCAUCAGGUGGUGUAUUUGCUCCUCCUCCAGCUGUUGCUGAAUUACUGCAAGCUUUACCUCCACCAAUGAGUUUUAGGGGUCCAUUUGUUAAUCUUGAUAAGCUAAUUAAUCUUAUUUCAAAAUGUGUUCUUGAUGAAAGUUUAAAAGCUGUUUUAGCAUCAACGUUGGCAGAAAAUCGAGGCUUAAAACGUUCUGCUGGAGAUAGCGACGAUGAAUCAUCCUUCCAGCCUCCUGCAAACGAUAUAUAUCGAGCAAGACAGCAAAAAAGAGUUCAUCCAGUCUAGUUUAUUUUAGUUAUCAUUUUACAAUGAUCUAUAAAUGAAACGAUGAAAAUGCAUACCGGUCUUCGCUAAGGAGAUUUCAUUUUCUGCAUGUUAUAUAUAAACUUUCAAAGGUUUAUCGACAUAACGGCGCCGUGUUAAUAAAAAAUUCUUCAAAAAACAUAUCAUUGAAAGAUAAACAUACUUCAUGGCUCGGUUGUUUAUAAAUGUAAACAUGUGUAACAGCUAUUUUCAGUUUUAUUUUUAUUUUUAGUGAUAUAAUCAUGCAUUAUCGGC
Hydra vulgaris (swiftwater hydra) is the source of this 2444-nucleotide messenger RNA. Its product is annotated as cleavage stimulation factor subunit 3. Lineage: Eukaryota; Metazoa; Cnidaria; Hydrozoa; Anthoathecata; Hydridae. Gene Ontology annotation, biological process: mRNA 3'-end processing. The record is from RefSeq and is a predicted model, not a curated record. Gene Ontology annotation, cellular component: nucleus. Gene Ontology annotation, molecular function: mRNA binding; protein binding.